This is a messenger RNA of Mytilus trossulus (common blue mussel), 804 nucleotides long. RefSeq lists its product as uncharacterized. The coding region runs from base 83 to 526 and encodes 147 amino acids. The record is from RefSeq and is a predicted model, not a curated record. Lineage: Eukaryota; Metazoa; Mollusca; Bivalvia; Mytilida; Mytilidae. The transcript has 2 exons.
CGGGUUUUUCAUGUAGAUAAUAUCACCAAAAUACACAUCAUUGUUUACAUAUUCAUGUUUCGUUUUCCUUCCUGAUCAGACAAUGGAUAAGGAACUUACUGGAGUUUCAGAUGUAGUUUACACGUUUGAUACAAACAAUGACUAUCCUAAUGCAUUGGGGUACAUUGAUGUAGAAACUACGAAUACAUACCGUCAAGGACGACCAUAUAAAUUGUUUGGAACGCCAGGCAAAAGUUCAGCUGUUUUUACUUUAGACUUACCAAAGGUCUGUCGGGUCCUUAAAUUAGAGAUGACUUUGAAUCAUUGUAGAACAAACUGCAAUGGAACUAUUGAUAUUAAGAUUAAUGGCAGAUUCUUCCGUGAAGGAUAUAGCUACGCAAGAUGGGAUGAGUUUGGCGAGCAGACGUUUCAGAUUCCGUUGAACCUUUUGACAGAUGGAGAGAAUACAUUUGCUAUAAUUCUGACCAAGGAGAGUCGAGGUGUUUACUGGCUGUCAGAUAUUCAAUUUCAACUGAAACAUACCUAGACAUAAACUAUUAAAAUUCUCAACUUCCAAUCGGAUAUCGUGUUGAAACUUUAGUUUUAAGAAACAGUAUACUACUGUUGCCUUUAUAUAUUAACUUAGUUUUGUUACCAGUUACGUGGAUGGAUAUUUUAUCCAUAGCUUAAUCUUCUUCCUUUAUUCAUCGAAAUUGUUAUGAAAUCCUGAAUUUUAAUACAACUAAAGAUUUAAGUGAUUUGUGGUAAAUAUUUCCCUGACUUAAUUAUUCAAAUGUAAAAAAAAUCAUGUUGAAUUCAUUGAAA